CCUUAUGAAUGCGAUCAAUGUGGUAAAGCCUUUGCACAGUACAUUGCUCUCCAAAUACAUAAAAGAACACAUACUGGAGAGAAACCUUAUGAAUGUAAUCAAUGUGGUAAAGCCUUUGCACAACACAUUACUCUCCAAAUACAUAAAAGAACACAUACUGGAGAGAAACCUUAUGAGUGCCAUCAAUGUGGUAAAGCCUUUGCACAGCACAGUGCUCUCCAAUAUCAUAAAAGAACACAUACUGGAGAGAAACCUUAUGAAUGUAAUCAAUGUGGUAAAGCCUUUGCACAGUGCAGUCAUCUCCAAUAUCAUAAAAGAACACAUACUGGAGAGAAACCUUAUGAAUGUAAUCAAUGUGGUAAAGCCUUUGCAUGUCACAGUGAUCUCCAAAGACAUAAAAGAACACAUACUGGAGAGAAACCUUAUGAGUGCCAUCAAUGUGAUAAAGCCUUUGCACAUUGCAGUUCUCUCCAAUAUCAUAAAAGAACGCAUACCGGAGAGAAGCCUUAUGAAUGUAAUCAAUGUGGUAAAUCCUUUGCAAGACACACACCCAGUAAUCUCCAAUAUCAUAAAAGAACACAUACUGGAGAGAAACCAUAUGAAUGUAAUCAGUGUGGAAAAGCCUUUGCAGGUCCCAGUACUCUCAAAAGACAUACACUGACACAUACUGGAGAGAAACCUUAUGAAUGUAACCAAUGUGGUAAAGUCUUUGCACAGCGAAGUUAUCUCCAAAUUCAUAAAAGAACACAUACUGGAGAGAAACCUUAUGAAUGUAAUCAAUGUGGUAAAGCCUUUGCAAGACCCAGUCAUCUCCAAUAUCAUAAAAAAACACAUACUGGAGAGAAACCUUAUGAAUGUAAUCAAUGUGGAAAAGCCUUUGCAGGUCACAGUGUUCUCAAGAGACAUAAACUGACACAUACUGGAGAGAAACCUUAUGAAUGUAAACAAUGUGGUAAAGCGUUUUCAUGUCACAGUAAUCUCCAAAGACAUAAGAGAACACAUACUCGAAAGAAACCUUACGAAUAUAAUCAAUGUGGAAUAGCCCAUUCAUCUCCACUAUGA
This is a messenger RNA of Apodemus sylvaticus (European woodmouse), 1062 nucleotides long. RefSeq names its product zinc finger protein 431-like. The transcript has 2 exons. The record is from RefSeq and is a predicted model, not a curated record. Gene Ontology annotation, molecular function: DNA-binding transcription factor activity; RNA polymerase II cis-regulatory region sequence-specific DNA binding. The annotation marks the transcript as partial. Gene Ontology annotation, biological process: regulation of transcription by RNA polymerase II. NCBI's taxonomy places the organism in Eukaryota, Metazoa, Chordata, Mammalia, Rodentia, Muridae.